UCGUCUCUCUUUGCUCUGACUGAAACCUCCCCCUCAGUCUGCACGUCCUUUCUAUCCUUAGCAUUUCGCGUCAACCAUCUCUACGCACUGCUCCGUCCGUGCUCCAGUCCAUAUCCAGAUUGUCCGCUAUUAAAUCCUCCAGACAAUGACCGUAUAGUUCUGCCUGGAUCUCUACUGCCACCUGCUGUUCGGACGUGGCUAUUCAAUUCCAAUUCUGGCCAUAUUUUUUUUUUAGCAAAAUAUUGCAUUUGUCUAUUCCCAUCGCAUACUUGUCUGUCAUUGCAUUCCCAGCCCUCAGAAUUUGUCUUAGUCACGCAACUCCGACAACAUGUCUAUGAAUUCUGGUAACAGCGGGCAGGUGAUCGAGUACAUUCAAGAUCGCCUAUACCUCGCAUCUUAUGACUUUACACCAACUGCGGCGACUCCGUUUCCAUAUCCUCUGGAGCAGCCGAAAUCGCCUAGCAAACGGCCAGGAAAGUCUGCAAAGGCACGGGGUCCUGUGUACUUCACGAUUGAUGAUACACUGCUUUACAAUUCCUUCCAUGCAGAUUUUGGCCCUCUUCAUAUUGGGCAUCUGUAUCGGUUCGCCGUUUAUUUCCAUGAAAUCCUCGGCGAUCCUGCAAACAGUGAUCGGCCGGUGGUCCUGUAUAGCAGGACUGACGCACGGAGCCGUGCGAAUGCUGCCUGCUUAGUCGCUUGUUACAUGGUGCUAAUCCAAUCCUGGCCACCACAUCUCGCCCUUGCCCCUAUAGCUCAGGCUGACCCUCCAUACAUGCCAUUCCGGGACGCGGGAUAUAGCCAGGCAGAUUUUAUAUUGAGUAUCCAGGACGUUGUGUACGGAGUGUGGAAGGCCAAAGAACAGUCCCUCUGCGGCCUCAGAGACUUUAACCUUGAGGAGUACGAGAAAUAUGAACGAGUCGACAUGGGCGACUUCAACUGGAUUACGUCGAAGUUCCUAGCAUUUGCCUCGCCACAGCAUCAACCGGUAGCGGUCAUUCCCCGCAACACCCCCGAAUAUAAUGCAUUGCCAUCUACUAUUCCUGAAGUGCUUGCAUCAAAACUUCCUGUUCCAUUCAAAAAUGUGCUGGCGCACUUUGCAUCUCGAAACGUUGGUCUAGUUGUGCGAUUGAAUUCGGAGCUCUAUUCGCCUUCUUACUUUACAGCCUUGGGAAUUACCCAUGUCGACAUGAUAUUUGAAGAUGGGACUUGCCCUCCCUUACCAUUGGUUCGUCGAUUCAUAAAAAUGGCUCACGAGAUGAUUACCGUCAAAAACAAAGCAAUUGCUGUACACUGCAAAGCAGGUUUGGGUCGUACGGGUUGCCUGAUUGGCGCCUAUCUGAUCUAUAGAUAUGGAUUCACAGCGAACGAGAUCAUUGCAUUUAUGAGAUUCAUGCGGCCUGGCAUGGUAGUUGGCCCACAGCAGCACUGGUUGCAUCUCAACCAGGGUUCUUUCCGAGAGUGGUGGUUUGAGGACACAAUGAGGGAGAAGUUGGCUUUGGCUGCUCCUCCUGUCACCCCCGGCAGACCUUCUGCCUCCAAGCGUUCUGCCAACGGCCCAGUCGCCACGCCACCGAACAACCAUCACACAAAGCGUGCUGCGCUUGGGGAAAUUGACCACAAUGAGGGAGCGGGAUCUUAUGUGGAAGACAAUCUCCCAGCGCCCACUCCUGGCCAGCCUCGAAAGUCUCACAGGAAGGACUCUCGGCACCAUCCUUACUCUCGCACGGUGUCUGGCAGUCUUACUGUAGACAGGGAAAUGGGCAGAACCGGAGAUCAGAUCAACCACAAGAACCAUCGAUCAACGAAUGACUGCAGCGAGAGUGAAGAGGAAAUCCAACUUCGCAUGCUUGCGAAACGACCAUCUAGAUCACCAGUGGCAUCCCUUGGUCAGCGAUCCGUCAGCUACUCUGCUGCAUGUGUGACCGCUAGCUAUACUUUGACGGAUGAAGCAGAAGACAGAGAGAACUGGGGGGAAUCUGGGUAUGGAGCUCCUAAGACCCCCAUUAGCUCAAAAUGUGGUUCUGGCUCGAUCUCUGUUUCCAAAGUACGGUCAAGUCCCCGAAGGGUCACAGAUAGCAGGAGCGAAUCUAGAGGAAUCCGCAAAGUCAGUAGCCGGAUUGGCAGCACCGGGAGCCCUACACGGGUGAAGUAGACUCCUGCGUCUUUGGCCUCUCCCUCUUCUUCUAUUCUUUACUUCCGGACAGUCAUUGUUUCUGGUCGAUAUCUUUUUUCUCCAUUACAUUUUUAUUCUUGUGGUCUAUUCUUCCCGAUCCCUUCCCCGUGUUUCAGCGAGACUGGGGGAACAGUAUUGCAUAUCCAUGCCAUUGCGGGAAUGUUUACCUUAGUUUGUCUGACACAGGGCUUUAUUUGUUUUGCUGGUCAUGGAAUUGCUUUUUGGUCUCUCUCAUGUUUUCUUCGCGAGGUUAUUAUUCCCGUUGGCGAAAUGGCCGAUGGCUUGGAGAUACGGCGUACGGUUGCAAUAUUCUUAUGGUUGGAUGAUUCGAAGGCUAGCAUUAGAUAGGACAUCAUCAGUCUCUCAAGAUGUUCGUGGCCCUAUCUACUCUUGUUUGGAUUUCAUGGCUGUGAUAGCGGCGGUGUUUUAUUUCGAUGUGUGCUGUAUAUGAUUGACCUGAAGACUUGGAGAUGCAGGUAAAGCACUGUAGAACCACGUUAAUGGACCCUGGAAAUAAACCGCAUUCCAUGCUGAAGGCCUUAGUGUCUCCCAUUUCAGUUUUCCGUGAACUAGUGUAGUAGUACCUUGCCGUCCUCAUCUCUCCAUUCCAGGUUGGCAUUGUCAUACCAAUCAAUAUCCAACUUCAAUUACCUCCGAAAAAUAGUCCGUUCAUAGGCAUUCCAGAAUCCAUUGAGAGGCAUAUAUCUCAUCAAUCAUAACAAUAAUUCCGUCGUAUAAAAAACAAAAAAAAAGAAAAAAAGCCCCACGCCAAACCCAAAAUAUUGAACUCCACCAUCUCAUAAAAAUGAAGCCGAUAAACCCGAAUAACAAACAAAAACAUUCAUACCAUCCAUAACCAGUCACUAGUAGCCGGACGUUGCUCACGGAAGUAAUACGCUCUGUGACAGAGGGGGCAGUUGAAAUGGUGCUGCAAGAACCAUUUCUCGAGACAUUCCUUGUGGAACACAUGCAAACAUUUGAGUUCGUGGAUUUCUUGGGAUCCCAGGACGGGAUCGAGACAGACGGCGCUGGAAUGAAAGAAAAUAAGUUUAUGGAUUUGAAGAAUUAAAAAAAAGGGACGAAAGUAAGUGUAUAAAAAAGGUACUGAUAAUUAGUUACCAUGUAAAUUGACUGUCGAUUGAUCCAGCAUCAGCAUCAGCUGCAAAUCGAUCGACCUGGUUUUUGAUGCGUGUCCACCACUCCUCCAGCGUGCGAGUGGGCGAGACAGCGUCCAGUUUGCGUAGUCGUUCUACCGUUCCCUUGUUGGGUUCUCGGCGACGUUGAUGGCGGUUGAAGAAGAGGGUCAUGCUGGUGAAAUCCCGUAUUACAUCUUUCAUGCACGUAUAUAUAUUCGGUAUCAUAAUUUGUUUAUACCUGGGAUAUCUUGGAAGCCUUUUGAGUAGGAAGGAAGAAUGAAUUGUAAAUAAACCGACACGAUGGGCGUUCCCAACUUAUAUAUGCGUCGAUUAAGAGACGAUCAAUGCGAAUCCCAGUUCCACGAGGAUCAUGUGAUGGUAAUGAUGAUGAUGGAUGAAUGAACUGAGGGAAAUCCAGGUAGGGCGAUAUAUCGGAUUAUAUUAUUAUAAUAGCAAGGCAAGUCAGUGCUAUCUUGGCCUGACAAUCGCUACGCAGUCUUCCAGUGAUGGCAACAGCACGCAUCUCACGGAAAG
Monascus purpureus is the source of this 3843-nucleotide messenger RNA. The record is from the annotation of a GenBank genome assembly. NCBI's taxonomy places the organism in Eukaryota, Fungi, Ascomycota, Eurotiomycetes, Eurotiales, Aspergillaceae.